AUGCGGCCGGAGCGCGCGUCCCCAGUGGUCGUGAUGCCAAGCCCCGCACCGCCCGCGCGUAAUGCCCGGUCCCGUCGCUCUCUAACCCCCGCACCAGCGUGGCGCCGCGUCCCGGCCGCGCCGCUAGGAUGAGCAGCACCGACCUGGAGCGCGUGUCGCUCAGCUCCUCCGCCAACUCGGUGGCCUCCAGCGCGCGGACGCUGUCGGCCAACGUGCGGAAGCUGCACAACGCGCUCAACCUCCUGCUCAGCGACUUCGAGAGGGAGCAGUUCAUCCACUGCCUCAACGUGUACCACUCCAAGCGCAACGUGUACGACCUGGUGCAGACCCUCCACGUCAUCCUCAACGCGCCCAGCAAGCGGCAGCUGCUGCCCCUGCUGCGGCUCGUCAUCCCCCGCUCCGACCAGCUCCUGUUCGAGCAGUACACCUCGGAGGGCCUCUACCUGAAGUCGGAUUUAGCGGCGAGCAAUGGCACCGGCGACCCCCCGCCGGGCGACUUCCCCAGCGCCAGCCCCACUCCACCUCCGGGGCACUUCUCGCCGAGCAACCCCGCGGAGUUCCAGGUGGCGCUGCGGGGGUCCCCGGACACUUUCAGCACCAGCAGCGAUGGGACGUCUCCGCUGGUGCCGCUGCUCGGGAGGAACUUCAUCCACGAGCCGCCGGGAGAGAUCCGGCAGGUCAGCAUGAAGCGGCACAAGAGCAACGAGGGCCUGGGCUUCAGCAUCCGCGGCGGCUCGGAGCACGGGGUCGGGAUCUACGUGUCGCUGGUGGAGCCCGGGAGCCUGGCGGAGAAGGAGGGUCUGCGCAUCGGGGACCAGAUCAUGAGAGUCAACGACAAAGUGUUCGAGAAGGUCACACACGCGGAGGCAGUGAAGGUGCUGAAGGGCAGUAAAAAGCUUUGUCUCUCUGUGCGCUCAGUCGGGCGAAUUCCUGGCGGCUAUGUCACCAAUCAUGUUUAUACCUGGGUUGACCCUCAGGGUCGAGGUGUGUCCCCCCCGCCCGACCUGCUGGAGCAUCGCAGCGCCACCCUGAAGAGAAGUGACAGCCAGCGACGCAGCAACAUGCAGCUGCUGCAGGAGGGAGACGAGAAGAAGGUCAACUUGGUUCUGGACGACGGCCGCUCUCUCGGUCUGAUGAUCCGGGGGGGAGCAGAGUACGCUCUGGGUAUUUACAUCACCGGAGUGGACCAGGCGUCGGCGGCGGAGUGCGGAGGACUCAAGCCUCUUCCCGCACCCCCCUCGGCGCCUCGCUCAGCCCCACCCGCCAUGCCUUUCUGUUCCCUCCCCUCCCUGCAGGUGGGCGACCAGAUCCUGGAGGUGAACGGCCGCAGCUUCCUGAGCAUCCCGCACGACGAGGCCGUCAGGGUCCUGAAGUCGUCGCGGCACCUGAUGAUGACGGUGAAGGACGUGGGACGCCUGCCGCACGCCAGGACGGUGGUGGGGGAGACCAAGUGGAUCGCCAGCUCGCAGAUCGGGGAGAGUUCGGCCAACAGCAGCGUCGCAGGGUUCUCAGUGGACCAAGGAGCCUCUGCAGCAGGAAAGCCCGGGUUUUAUAAGGGCGUGGCGGGCUCGCAGGUGACCCUGUCCAGCCUGGUGAACCAGUCCCGGGCCAUGCUGGAGGAGCAGGCGCGCCACCUGCUGACGGAGGUGGAGCGGCAGACCAUGGUGUACUACGUGGAGGAGUACCGGGACGGGCACAUCGGCGCCGAGCAGCUGGUCAUGGCGUUGUUCGAGCUCCUCAACACUCACGCCAAAUUCUCUCUGCUGUCCGAGGUGCGAGGUCUGGUCGCCCCGCAGGACCUGGAGUGUUUCGACGGGAUGGUGCUGCGCCGGGAGAUCCAGGCCCUGAAGGCGCGGCAGGGCAAAGCCGGAGCGACGGCCCUGCAGCCCGACUCCCUGUCCAUGGUGUCGUACCCCGACACCCUGAACUCGUCCUCCGCCAGCUUCAUGACCAACACCACCCUCAGCUCUGCACGGAACGACAGCGUGGUAGAGACUAAUGGGAAGGAUCCCCCGGAGAGUCUGAACACUCUGCUGACCGACGUCUCUCUGGAUGAUGUUCAGUCCACCGCUGCAGAAUCGCCCCCCUCCUUCAAGCCUCCGCCCCCCCCGGGGGUGCAGAGGCACCCGAGCAGACGAGAUCAGCUCAACAAAUGCCCCUCGUCCGAAUCCUCCCACUCGGGCCUGUACUUCACGGCCCCGCCCUCCCACGGCCAUAGUAAAGAGUCAGGACACGCCCCCGCCUCGCCCGCGCCACGCCCCAAACGGGAGCCCGCCAGGGACCCGGCGCAGGAUUACGCGGCCGUCAGAAAGCGAGAUCCUUCGCUGCCUUCCAAGAAGGAGCAGAUAGCGGCUGCUCAGUUGUCCAUGGUCGCCCGGCACAACAUUGGCCCUUUUCCCCGGGUGCAGUCCCCCAACAGAGGCACCAAACCCGCCGCCCCUUCCCCUUCUCCCCCACCCCCACCUCCGCUCCCUGCUCCCCAUCCGCCCCCGUCUCUGCCCCUCAAACCCGUGUCCAUGUCCAAAGCCUCCUCCGCCGCCGCUAAACAGCAGUUUGUCACGGUGGAGGUUCACAGGCCCAAUGCAGAGCCCGACGUCAACGAAGUGCGGCCGCUGCCACAAGCUCGAGGUGGCGCCCUGUCUCAGCUGUCAGACAGCGGCCAGACCCUCAGUGAGGACAGUGGCGUGGACAUAGCUGAGUCAGCACAUGUCAGCAAAGACAGCAGCCCCCAUUCCUCACGCACCCGCCUCCCCCGAGACACCCAGGGAGGCGGGGGGAGCAACCCCUCCAAACCGCCGGGGCUGCUGGAGCCCACCUCGACACUAGUGCGGGUGGCAAAGAGCGCCGGCACCCUGGGCAUCGCCAUCGAAGGUGGAGCCAACACUCGCCAGCCGCUGCCACGAAUCGUCACGAUACAGAGAGGAGGGUCCGCUCAUAACUGUGGCCAGCUGAAGGUGGGUCAGGUGAUCCUGGAGGUCAACGGGGUUUCCAUGAGGGGCCGCGAGCACAGGGACGCGGCGCGCAUCAUCGCCGAGGCCUUCAAGACCAAAGAGAGGGACCACGUGGACUUCCUGGUGACCGAGUUCAACGUGGCGCUAUAGCGGAGCGGAGGAGGGGAGAGAGGAGGAUGACGGGAGCAGCAGCGGCAGCGAGGGAGCAGCGGUGGGUGGAGAAGACGAAGGCCGUGACAUCCAAGCGUCUGUUGAUUUCAAUGGCACAACUCGUUAAGAUAGACGUAAACAAGCCACCACCUCAUCUCCGAGCCCCUUCUCUUUUCCCAUUCAACUCCCGAGUCGUGAUUUAACAGCGAUUAUCUCCACUGUGAACUCUGUUCAGGAUUCUCCUCAACAUGUUACCUCCCCACUGUGACACCUUAUGCACUACUAUGGGAAACAAUGAAACCUGUACCUUUUUUUGAUUGUGUUGAAUCUCGUUGGAUUUACUUCCAUUUGAAACCCACUGGAACUUCUCGUAGCACUCCCUCGUUCCCGCGGUUUCGCUCUGUGUUGUUUCCUGCUUCUCUCUAGGAGACGGCUGCACAGCCAAGACUGUUUCACGCUCAUUGCAAGCUUGGGUUUGUAUAUGUAAAAAUGAACAAAUGUAGAUACAGAUGCAUAUAUAUAUAUAUAUAUAUAUAAUGUACACAUAAAGAUACUCCUAUAUGAAUUAUAAAUCUGUAACCUCUGUUGCAUCAACAUAUAGUAAUAUAUUUCAGAGAUGAUAAUUCAGGCCUUCAUAGACACAUUGGGUCACGUCAGGCUGACGGCAACACGCUCGUAUUUAUAUUUAUAACUUCAUUCAUACGAAGGUGCAUCGUUUUCUGUUUCCCCUUCUCCAGCGACACCAAACCAGCUCAGUUUGAUUUUAAUUUCUGCGUCACAGCAUCAGAGGAGUUGACCCUGUGACCUGCAGCUCGCUGAGUUAAAUGAAUUCAGUUUUGUCGACGUGACGCAGCGGCAGAAAAUAUUCAGUUUGCAUUUGCAAGUAACUUAAUGCAGCUCUGAUAUAAAGUUAGGAGAGUUAGCGAGAACUGUGAUGUCACACAUUGGAGUGUUUACAGUCCGGCCGCUAGAUCCAGAUUGUAUAUUUGACCCACAUCCCUGAAUAUGCCUAUGUUUUUUUUUAAAUAAAGAUCUAUUCAUGAAUUAUUCCCUGGGAAAAUUGGUGAAAAUGUCAACAAAACAAAAAGCCUUAUCCUGGAUUUCCCCUUCGUCCAGAUACGCCCACAAUGUAAUGGAUUCCUUCUGAGGCCGUGUCCCCGUUCAAAUCAGUUCAAGAAAAUAAAUACACUGACCUGCGAUGGCCAAACACAAAGUAGAACCAAAAGCUGGGUUUGAUUUCCAUGAAAAUUCAAUGAAGGAUUCAAACUUUAACGAGAACCCCCGUCAGGUUCCCGAACUCGCUCUAAAACACAGUUCUGUCGUGUUCAGAUGAAUUCUCUCUGGAGACAUUUCUCACUUUCUGUGGGAGUUUUCCCCUCAGACCUGCUGCUCCCCGUGCUGAAUAACAAUUGAUGAUUUUAUUUUGUAAUUUCAUAGUUUUAAUUAUUCCCACCCUGGGGGCGGGGGGGACUCGCUGAAGCCAAUGCUCUGCGCAGCAAUUACUCCCGAGAAGCGAGUAAUGAGACGUUUAGAGGACGACACCGCCAAAGAUUUUAGAGACACUCCUCCACACAUGCUCACUCAUGGAACACGUGUGUGUGUGUGUGCGCAGAUUUUUUCCAUUUAUAGAAAAGCAAUUAGGAGAUAAGCAAUCAGGUAGAGUGAGAGAUGGAGCGAGAGAGGGAGACAGAGGAUGAGAGAGUGAGUCGAGAAUCAAACUGGAAGUGAUUGUUGUUGUGGAGAUGAUUUGCUUCCUCUCAGGAAGCAGGCGAGCGUGGGGAGCGUGCACAGCGUGGGGAGCGUGCACAGCGUGGGAGCGUGCACAGCGAAACAUCGUCCAUGUGUCAAUCUCACAAACUCACGUCAGGCUGCAGGUGGAGAUGUGUGGAGCAAUUAAUCAAGUGUGUGUGUUAAGAAUGUGUGAAAGAGUGUUUUCAGAAGAAGGAGACGGAAAAUGAAACAAAUGCAAAUGUCAAGGAGGGAGCUGCAGAAUGAGAUGGGGGGUUGUCUGGCAGUCUGAGCUCUGUGAAGAAUGCCAACAGGGCAGCUCUGUGAGAAACUGCCGUCACACUCCUCGGUCGUUCUGCUGACAGCGGAGAGAACUUCGCUCGUGCUUUUGUUUUGACACCAUCUCUGCUGUGUUCCUUCAAAAUGUGACGUCUUGGAACGCACAGAGAAACAAAGUGAGGGCUGCAGGUUCUUUAAAGGUCAUCACCAGGACGUGUGUGCACGUGAGGCCCAACCAUGAUCUGCUGAUAGACUUAAAUUCAUUCAUUCAUCCAUUUGAAGUCAUUUCAUAACCUGAUGAUUUCAGUCUGUCUCCUGAGUUUUAGUCUGUAUGAAUUGAUUUUGGCCUCUAAACGGUGCAUGUGCACAAUUCUGAUAUUUUAUCGUCGUUCUCUGAUUGAUUUUCACUCGUUUUUCUGUCCCAGUGGUGAAUUCAUCCUCCUUUUAGCUCAGUUUUGGUCUCCACCAGCUUGUGAGAAAGAUAUUUGGCUCUUUAGCUCCUACAGGUCGGGCACAGCGGGUUUUAUCCGGGCUUCUUUACUGAAAAACAGCUGCCUGCCGCUGCUGGCAUGGAGUUGAUGAGCGGGCUGAGACUCACACAGAUGGUCGGCUCGUGCAAGGAGGGAAACAGUGAAGUGAUCCUCUGCAGAGAAGCCUUCUCUCUCACUACAGAGCAAAUCAUCAUUAUAAAACCAUUACGACGCCAAGGUGCAUGCACACCUGGCUUUGAAAUGGAGAGGCAGGUGGAUUUAGUGCAUGUUACUCCCAUAAUAAGGACGGAUUCUUGGUGUGAAUCUGCAGAAUCUGAAGGUGAGGGAGAAGAUCUCAGGGCUGGAGUGAAAAGCAUCAGCUGUUGGCUUUUUUCAUUUAUCUUCAUUCAUAUGCAGAAAGCUGUUAAUAUACAAGAUUGUGAAAAGAGUGCGGCAGAUGGAAGACGGUGUCUCGGCCUGAAUAUCCGUCUCCACCAUGAAGCCCCCCAAAAUAUUGGUUGUUGCCCCUAGAGGCAAAGUUUGGAUUCCUCCUAAAUGCACUGAGCUCUUUAAAUCGAGCGCUUGCAUCUUUAGAACAGAGCCCUGAUCGUGAAGUGUUCCACAUUUGGGAUGAAAAAGCUUUGUGUGUGUCCCGGAGCCUGAUGAAUCAUUCAAACGUGCAAAGACAAAAGGAACGAGGACAGAGACUGAAGGAGAAGAUCAGGAACCACCAGAGGUUCAGAGGCUGAACACAAACACAGAGACGCUCGACUUCUGACUUGGUUGCUGUGUCCGGUUCUGGCAGCUGACACACAUGAGGUUUCACCACAGUAAACAAAUCAUAAACCUGCGCCUGCAAAUCAUAUUCAAAUGACGACUUUAACCAUUAAUCCUGCCGCAGGGUUUAUAGAACACGUCGGUGUCGGCGGCUCCAUUACCAAGUCAACCGGCCUCGGCCAGUUUAAAUAAAAGCUCUUAUUCAUAUAUGCAAAUAGUUUGUUGAUUUCCAUGGUCUCUGAAUACGACCAUUAACAUGAUUAGAAACAAGUCUUUGCAUAUUCAGCACAUGUUGCAAACAAAAUCAGGAAAAACAAAAGUGCUCAGAGCAACAACAGGCGAGCAGACUUACAAUUCAUGGUGAGUGUGUGUGUGUGUCUGUGUGUGUGUGUGUGUCUGUGUGUCUGUGUGUGUGUGUGUCUGGUUGACAGAGACAGAUAGACGUUCAGGCAGAUGACAGCAGGAGUGUGUCUGGGUGGAAAUACUCUGUAAGAACAAGAUCAUCCUGAAAGAAUCGCAGCCACACAGGUUUUUCUUCCCCACACUCAUAAAUAUCACUCCCCUAAUCAUGGGAAAAUCAUUUUUUCAAAUUAAAAUCCCUGAAUUAUUCUAUGACAAAAGUUUUUGUGUGAUCUUACUUACACACAAAUGGACAGAGAUGAAAAUAUUACGUCCUUGGCAGAGAUAAAAAAACUGCCUAAAUAAAUAGUGAUAAUUCUGAUGAGUGUGUUCGAGUAAAUUUCCAGUCAAUGAAAACAUCGCAGCUACAGAAAGUAAAAGAUGAAAGAUUAAAUGUUCUUUUCUCUUUCUCUCAUUUUAUUCAAGUAAACAUUUCCCGUUAACCUGAGAAUCACUGAGUCACUCCCUGUUACUGCUCCUCCUGUCCAUCAAUGCCAAAGUUCCCUUAAGCAAGACACUGACCCCCCCCCGUCCGUCCGUGCUGCCGGUUCCCUGCUCAGGUGAAAUGUAGAUAAAUGCAAACACGUCUCAGAGAAAGUGUGAAAAGUCGAAUGACUGUGAAGUUCUUCAGGAAAAAACGACAGCCAUUGUUCCAUUAACCCCACGUUUACUGAUUGAGAAUCGUUAAGAGUCAGAAACUGUGACUGCGUCUCCUGGUGGACAUGUCUCGGGGCCCUCGUCUCUCUGCCCCGGUGUUAAAGGGCCACGCAGGAGGGUGGGAUGAUGGAGGGAAGCGAUGGACGCCACUGGCAGUCCCAUUAAUCAGACGCCAACACAGAGAGGUGGCGGCCUCGGCUCCCACUCGAGACACGACGGCUCAGACAUUGACUUCAGCUGCGAGUCCCCCACCACCACCACCACCCCCAGCCACCCACCUCCAAAACAAAGGUCAGAGCCGCAGCAGCCAUCAGCCCCUGUUGACCCCAUCCAUAAUGUUUGUUUGUUUCACUGACUGUGCCUCCCGCUCCGUUAGCCGCACCACUUCACUUCGUCCGCCUCCAGUUUGCUUCGGGUUCCAGUCGCUCCGUCCUUCAGCUCCUCCGUCUCUCUGCCUGCUUCCUCCACAUUUUAAAUGAGUGUUGUACAAUGACAUGCUGUUUAUACAGAAAGUGUGUUUAAUUUUUCAAUAAAGAUACC
Hippoglossus stenolepis (Pacific halibut) is the source of this 7951-nucleotide messenger RNA. RefSeq names its product whirlin a (gene whrna). Gene Ontology annotation, cellular component: stereocilium tip; plasma membrane; photoreceptor inner segment. Gene Ontology annotation, biological process: sensory perception of sound; auditory receptor cell stereocilium organization. The transcript has 12 exons. Lineage: Eukaryota; Metazoa; Chordata; Actinopteri; Pleuronectiformes; Pleuronectidae. The record is from RefSeq and is a predicted model, not a curated record. Bases 129 to 3101 code for a protein of 990 amino acids. Gene Ontology annotation, molecular function: protein binding.